AAAAAAAAAAGACUGUGUAAAAGUAACGAAAUAAGAUACAUUUCCUCAAAUUUGCAUGAAGAUGGAAACUUUUUGCCUCAGGGUAUCCUUUUGGCUGGUAAUGACUGCUUGUGUGAUCAGUGAUAAUCCUGAGAGAUACAGCACAAAUCUAAGUGAUCAUGUGGAUGAUUUCACUACUGUACGUGGGACAGAGCUCAGCUUCCUGGUCACCACCCAUCGACCCACUAAUUUGGCCCUAACCAGCAAUAGCUCAAUGCACAACUAUUGCCCACAGCAGACUAAAAUUACUUCAGCUUUCAAAUACAUUAACACUGUGAUAUCUUGUACUAUUUUCAUCGUGGGAAUGGUGGGGAAUGCAACUCUGCUCAGGAUCAUUUACCAGAACAAGUGUAUGAGGAACGGCCCCAACGCGCUGAUCGCCAGCCUUGCCCUUGGAGACCUUAUCUAUGUGGUCAUUGAUCUCCCUAUCAAUGUAUUUAAGCUGCUGGCUGGGCACUGGCCUUUCGACCACAAUGACUUUGGCGUAUUUCUCUGCAAGCUGUUCCCCUUUUUGCAGAAGUCCUCAGUGGGGAUCACUGUCCUCAAUCUCUGUGCUCUUAGCGUCGACAGAUACAGAGCAGUUGCCUCCUGGAGUCGUGUUCAGGGAAUUGGGAUUCCCUUGGUCACAGCCAUUGAAAUUGUCUCCAUCUGGAUCCUUUCCUUUAUCCUGGCCAUUCCUGAAGCAAUUGGCUUCGUCAUGGUGCCCUUUGAAUACAAGGGUGAACAACACAAAACUUGUAUGCUCAAUGCCACAUCAAAAUUCAUGGAGUUCUACCAAGAUGUAAAGGACUGGUGGCUCUUCGGGUUCUAUUUCUGCAUGCCCUUGGUGUGCACCGCAAUCUUCUAUACCCUCAUGACUUGUGAGAUGUUAAACAGAAGAAAUGGCAGCUUGAGGAUUGCCCUCAGUGAACAUCUUAAACAGCGUCGAGAAGUGGCAAAAACCGUUUUCUGCUUGGUUGUAAUUUUCGCUCUUUGCUGGUUCCCUCUUCAUUUGAGCCGCAUUUUGAAGAAAACUGUAUAUGAUGAGAUGGACAAGAACCGAUGUGAAUUACUUAGUUUCUUGCUGCUCAUGGAUUACAUCGGUAUUAACUUGGCAACCAUGAAUUCAUGUAUAAACCCAAUAGCGCUAUAUUUUGUGAGCAAGAAAUUUAAGAAUUGUUUUCAGUCUUGCCUUUGCUGUUGCUGUUACCAGUCCAAAAGUCUGAUGACCUCGGUCCCAAUGAAUGGAACAAGCAUCCAGUGGAAGAACCAUGAACAAAACAACCACAACACAGAAAGGAGCAGCCAUAAGGAUAGUAUAAACUGAGCCUCUUAAGAAAUGUUCAUCAAUAUUCCUUCAAAUCUUAUUGGAGAAAAAUCACACUGCCACUGUGUCUCCAGAAAUCUCUUCUCCUACUUUUCUUCUCCCUUGACUCAGUCCUACCCACUGAGCGGGAAAAAAAAUGCUUGGAAAACAUCAGAGGUUGUACUGGUGAAACCCAAAAAUUCUAUGCACCUUACUUCUUUCAUCUAAUUUACAUAUUCUGCAUGUUAUAUUCAACACUAAAAAAAUGGUAUGAGUUGGGGAGAAAAGAAACUAUUAAGUGAAACCAGAAAGAUAUUUACUAUUUUGCAUCAACAUAGAAUUUUCAGCUACAAGACCAGCUUUCAUGGCAGUUCUACCAAAUGUUCAAUGAGACUUGAUCACAAUGAAAUUUAGAGAUUAUGGAAAAAUGUUCUAUUUUUAAAGGUGAUUCUUUUUUUGGCCAAUCACAUUAUGGGUGUAAGCCACCAUUAUUUGAAAUGCCAUUCACUGCCAGU
Molecule: messenger RNA, 1839 nt
Organism: Orycteropus afer afer
Lineage: Eukaryota; Metazoa; Chordata; Mammalia; Tubulidentata; Orycteropodidae
Gene: EDNRA
Product: endothelin receptor type A
Biological process (GO): G protein-coupled receptor signaling pathway; enteric nervous system development; regulation of blood pressure
Cellular component (GO): membrane
Molecular function (GO): endothelin receptor activity
Source: RefSeq, a predicted model, not a curated record